Molecule: messenger RNA, 1890 nt
Organism: Fimicolochytrium jonesii
Lineage: Eukaryota; Fungi; Chytridiomycota; Chytridiomycetes; Spizellomycetales; Powellomycetaceae
Exons: 8
Coding region: 1-1890 (629 amino acids)
Source: RefSeq, a predicted model, not a curated record
AUGCCCCCAUCGGCCACUCGUGACCAAACCGUCUGGAUUAUCCUAGAGUCCAAUGUAGAGGCGAGACAUCAGGUCAAUACGGGGAAGAAAGGCAUCUGCCGCACGUUGACGCGACCUCGUUCACUCACUCUUGGUUGUACGCCGCGAGAUCUGCAGUGCGAUUCUGUUUCAAUACGCCUAGGACAGUCCGCUGGAUCCAUGUGCGGUGAAGCCAAUCCGUCGCUUCGAAGCACGUUCCCAUCAUGCGGUCAACUAGUGAUGAUUACCGUUCAGGACGGCCCAUCCGAAAUCAUCUCGCAAGCGUGUGCGCAGGAUCCUAGUAACUGGGCAUCAUCAUCAGCAGAUGGCUCCCGAAAGUACAUCGGCCCAGUUCAAAAGAGGUCUGCCAUACUCUCGUUAUUGGAUCGCUGUUUCCGCGGGCCCCAGGUCAACGGGUUCAAACGUUGUAUUAUGAAGCUGAGCCGUGUCCCCCAUUCGGGAACCCUGAACAUUCCGGAGCAAGCUAACCCGACCAGACUGACAACACCUGCUGAAGACAGAUCUAUAGCCUCUGGCGACGCCGAGUUUUACAUGUCCGCAAACUUCAUUAUCGAAAAGAUCACAAUCAGCUUCUCUUGGAUUCUUGCCGGAAUCUCCUCAUCGUAUGUACCACCUCCGACACUGUUUCCGAAACGCCUGGAUGAAAUGCGUCCCCUGGUCGAGAAUCUGUCUCCGCAUCUCUUGGAGAACCUCAAGUCCAACGUGGUGGUUUGGGAAUGGGAUCAAUACCUAUCGCCUUCUCGUUCUACAAAACCUUCUGUGUCGGCCAGGAACGACGCUUUCCCUCGUACCGCCAAACAGGGGCUAAGGUCUUGGGCCUACCACCACCUAGGUCUCAGGAAAAGUCAUGAGCCGCUGUACAAGGCUCUUAAUGGUAGAGCAUGCCCUAAACGAAAGGAGGGAAUACAGCUUUGGUGGCGAGGGAACGGACGAUCGCAUUUUAGCAAAAGCGACGAGGCUUUAGCCUUGGCCGUCAAACUCCCCGGCUGGGACUGGAGGGAGCACUGGCAUACGUUACUGGAGGCGCUUCUUUCUGAAGAAACCCUAUCGGUUCAGCUGCUGGCCCCACACGGAUCAUCGUUGGCGACCGCUGGGUGGGAUCUCUACUCCUACGUUCAACGGUCAUUCCGAAGGUCCAUUAACAGUGAUAAGAUCUGGCGGGGCUGCUGGGAAAAACCUACAGAUGCUUACGCUCUGCAAGCCGCUCUUCCUCGAAUUAACAUGCUUCGUCGGUUGGCCCGUGAACCUCGCGCUCGGAAUUCUGGCUGGUCCACAGCUUUUACCGCUACGGACAAUCUAUUUCCAAAGGACGUCCCUGAAAUUCGUGACGCCGUGGAGAUCUUGCUCGAUCAACCACGGGUAGAUGGCUCGAAUGUGAAAGUUAUAUCUGCCCUCCUUCAACUCGCCGCAAAUACGCCAGACGGCAAAGCGGCGACCUUGGUUAGGGAUUUUUCGGGGACAGCGGGGCCUGGUGGAUAUCGGCCAUAUCCGGGCAGAUGUACUGUUCAUCAAGGUGAUGACGGUACCGGUUGUGAGCCGAUUAUGGAUUGGUUUCUGCCGCUUGUGGGCUACGCCGAGAAACAGUUCAACGUUGCCAUCUUCGAUGCCAAAACCAUUCUUUCGCAUUUGGACCCACUCAGCGACAUUUGGAGCCACUGCUGGAAGAAUUUCACGGCGUGCUGCCAUCUCGAUGACGACGCUAUUGGAUGGAGCGCCGUGACUGAACAGGUGGUGCUGAGCAUUGUUGCCCGAUUGUUCCUCCCGGAGGCCGCGGUUUCAAACCAGCGAUACAACUAUCCGGGUCCAGCCCUUUUUUCGACCGACCAACCCUUUUUUCGGAACUCGGAUUAG